GUUCCUGGGAGACAGAUGAGGACACACUGCACCAAGGGCUCCGGGAACCCCUCAAGAGGGGAGCCCCGGCUGCUUCCCGGCCCGGGGGGUGCUGGACAAAACCCGGACUUGCUGCUCAGCUCCAGGCAGCCCUGAUGCCCCCGCGACACAAACCACCUCCUCCCAAAAGGCCUGGUCCCCACCAUCCCCGGCCCAAACCCUCGCUCCCCUGCUCCCCCAGCACCCCUUCCCCCAAACCUUUGUCCCCCAGGAUCCCCUCGCCCAAACCUUUGUCCCCCAGGAUCCCCUCCCCAAAUCCUUGACCCCCUACAACCCGAAUACUUAAGCCCCCCCCAGCAGCGCCAUCCCCCGAGCCAGGCCCCCUUGCUCCCCGAGCACCUGUGUCCCAGCGUCAGGCUUUCCCGCUUCCCGCUGCCCGGCCCUUCCCGUCCCGCCCCGGUGCCGCCCCGCGGCCGCGGUGAGGGGCGGAGCGGGGCGGGCCGAGGCGGCCGCCAUGGCCUGGCCGGGGGGAGCUGCCGCCGCCGCGGGCAGCUGCCAGCGUCUGGCAAGCAAAUGUCUCCACACCACGGUGGGGAUUCUGAAGAAAACUGGAACCGAGCACUGGUGGCUGGAGAGGCACUUGAGGGAUCCCUUUGUCAAGGCAGCAAAGCGGCACCAUUACCGCUGCCGAAGUGCCUUCAAGUUACUGGAAAUCGAUGACAAGCUUCAUAUUCUUCGUCCAGGACUUUCUGUUCUUGACUGCGGAGCUGCGCCUGGUGCUUGGAGCCAGGUGGCUGUAGAGAGGGUCAACGCCUUAGGUACUGAUCCUGCUGUCCCCACUGGCUUUGUCCUUGGUGUUGACCUCCUGCGGAUUUCUCCUCUGGAAGGAGCAGUCUUCCUGUCGGAGGCUGACAUGUCAGACCCACGCACGCUGAGGACAAUUCAGAGUCUGCUUCCUGCAGAGCAGGUGGACGUCAUCUUGAGCGACAUGGCUCCUAACGCGACAGGGGUUAAAGAACUGGAUCAUCAGAAGCUGAUCAACCUGUGUUUAGGCCUUCUGGGUCUGUCCCGAAGUCUUUUAAAGCCGAAAGGAACGAUGCUCUGUAAGUUCUGGGAUGGACAUGAGUCCCGUCUUCUGCAAAGCAGAUUGAAGGAGCAGUUCCAAGAUGUGAGAACUAUAAAGCCUCAGGCCAGCCGGAAGGACUCUGCUGAGUCCUAUUACUUGGCAAGACUGUACAAAGGGAGAUGAGAGCUGAGCACCACAGGUUGUCAAGCAGGUGAUCAGACAUGGACUGGACGUCUGAAUUUGUUGUGUGUUUAAAGAAAAAUCUCAGCAUUAAGACCCUGGGAAAAUCUGUCACAGUUCUUAAAAAGUACAUCAUGCUUUUCAAAUACAAAACCAAACAAGAAUGGUGUCCUGCUGAGUUUAUCCACUGAUUAUACAAGCAGAGACAUCCAAUCUAGCUUGUCACCUGUGGAGAAAACUUGGGAAUGGAGAGGAGUGAUCUGAAAGGCAACCUGUGGGGCUGGAGUAAUGGAAAUGAAAAUAAAGCUGUGAUUAUGAGA
Messenger RNA from Apus apus (common swift), 1545 nucleotides. It is a transcript of the gene MRM2, whose product is annotated as mitochondrial rRNA methyltransferase 2. Lineage: Eukaryota; Metazoa; Chordata; Aves; Apodiformes; Apodidae. Gene Ontology annotation, biological process: RNA methylation. Gene Ontology annotation, molecular function: rRNA (uridine-2'-O-ribose)-methyltransferase activity. The transcript has 3 exons. The coding region runs from base 494 to 1228 and encodes 244 amino acids. The record is from RefSeq and is a predicted model, not a curated record. Gene Ontology annotation, cellular component: mitochondrion.